ACAUUAUUUUAUAAAUUAGACCAUAGUCAUAUCAGUGGUAACAAAUUUCGAAAACAUUCUAUCGUUUUAAAACCUACUGUAUUUGACGUUCGAAACUUUGGAUAAAUUUAAGUUCUGAUUAGCAUAUUAUUCAAAUUCAGAUAAAUAAGAAGGUGAAGUUUAGAAAAUUUGUGUACUAUUUUGAAUGGUCGUGAAUAAAUGUUGGAUUAACCAAGAAAAAAAAAACAAUGAAGGUUUAAAAAAUAAUCAGAAAUGAUUUUUUUCAGAUGUUUGAGUCUAAAGUUGAGAUAGAAUUAUGUUGUGUUGCAGUGUUGCAGAAUGUUCAGACGAAAUUUGUCAAAUAUAAACUUAGUCUAUCUUUAUAAACGGGUUAAAACACAAAAUGGAACAAAUGUAUGCACGUGACCUUUUGUUAUUGCUUUAUGAUAUUGUCAUAUGACUGGUGGUGAGACAUUGUAUUGGAUUUCCAGUGUUUGCAGAUGGUCGUCUGCUGACAGCGUAUAAAAACUGAAUGGAUUCCUGUCACUCUUUGAUUAUUUAAAACGGUAGAGUCAAGCAUGAGUCCAUUGAAACUACACUGUGUUACAAACAUUUAUGAAUAAAACCAAUUCUGCAUGACAUUUAACAUGAAUUCGAAGUUUUAAAAUCACGAUUUAAAUUUUAUUAAAAGUCAUGGAGCUUGCUUUCAUGUUGUUCCUACUUCUCAUCUUCGAUGGAGUAGAUGCAGAGACACAGUUACUUUGUAACAUGCAUUGCACGUGCAAAAUGACAGAUUCAGACAAUUUGCUUGUAACAUGUACUGGUAAAGGCAUCAAAGAUGUACUAACAGAUCUUCCAACAAGUACUACAAAACUGUACUUCAGUGGUACGAAUAUUCGGACUUUACAAAAAGGCGCAUUUGCAAUAUACCCAUUCCUCACUGAACUAUUCUUUCGAGACACAGCAUCUGAACCAUGUAAGCUCGAAACUAUUGAGGCAGGGGCCUUUGAUGGUCUACCGAGGUUAGAAACACUGGGAAUGAUUGGAUGCGGACAUCUUACAUCUAUUGGUUCCGGAGUACUCACAACUUUUCAAAAUCUUGAAACACUACAUAUAUACAGGAGUGGGCUAAAAGCUGUUCCAGAUUUGUCACAAUUUAGAACACUAAACCCAGAUAUGAACGGCAUUAUGAUUGAAAUUGAUUUCCACAACAACCGGAUCGCCAAAAUACACACAGAGGACUUUUUCGGUGUCAAAACUGAUUUGUUGAAAUUAGAAGAGAACCAAAUUAAAAAGAUAGAAGCGCACGCAUUCAGAAACGCCACGAUUGUCAGUUUGUCACUAAACAUGAACAGUGAUUUGAAAGAUAUUGAUGAAAACGCUUUUGAUGACAUCACACAUCUUAAUAAACUUGACUUGUCACACACAAAAAUAUCAAGUCUUCCUACUAAAGGUCUCAGUGAAUUGCGGCAUCUAAUCCUUAAAGUGACGCCCUCAUUGAAACAUUUUCCAUCAGUACUAGAAUUCAGAAAAAUUGAACGAGCAGAACUGACGUACCCACAUCAUUGCUGCGCUUUCAUAAAUCCAGAAAAACAAAAUCCUUCGGCCUGGAAAGCUAAACAAGCUCAGGAAAUGAUCAACAAAGCAUGUGCACUUUCUACAUCCCCUUCGCCCACUACUCCAGGUAUACUAAAACCAUCAUCUCUUCCAUCAGAUACGAAAGAUAUCAACAAAUUCGGUGACAUAUUGGACAGAGAAACAUCUCGACAAAACCGUGAAAAACGUCAAAGUUUCGAUGGAUUCGGAGAUAUUGUAAAACUGUUAAAUGAUACAGACACUGAAUCAGGCACUGGCUUUUCGUCUUCUGACCUUUUUGGGAAUUUUAAACCACCUAGCGGUAUGAAUGACAAAAAUGUAGGGUCAGCAAUACACAAUGUAAUGUUUCAUAAGUCGACAGUGUCUAUAAAUGAAAACUUGACCCAAAGAGCAGACUGUGGAGAAAUUUACAUAUAUAACAGAAAUGUUGCAUGUACUCCUGAACCAGACGCAUUUAAUCCAUGCGAGGAUGUUAUGGGAUAUGAAUGGCUAAGAGUUACUGUGUGGUUUGUGCUCCUAGCUGCCUUAUUAGGAAAUAGCGUUGUACUAAUCGUACUCACGUCAAGCCGUGGAAAAUUCACCGUUCCAAAAUUUCUUAUGUGCAAUUUAGCGUUUGCUGAUUUUAUUAUGGGAGUAUACUUAAUUCUUCUUGCUUCUAUAGAUGUUCGUACUUUGGGCGAAUAUUUUAAUCACGCUGUUAAAUGGCAGAAUGAGGGAGGAUGUCAAGCGGCCGGUUUUCUUUCAGUGUUUUCCAGUGAAUUAUCUGUGUUUACAUUAACAAUUUUAACACUUGAGAGAUGGUAUGCAAUUAGCCAUGCUAUUCAUCUUAACAAACGAUUAAAACUCAGACAGUCAGUUGCACUUAUGAUUCUUGGCUAUACAUUUGCUUCUGUUCUUGCACUUUUACCGCUUGUUGGAAUAAGCAGCUACGGUAAUGUCAGUAUUUGCCUCCCAAUGAGGGCAGAGAGUGGAGUCGAUAUUGGAUAUAUUGUGUCACUUCUGAUCAUGAACGGCAUUAUGUUCCUUGCUAUCUGUUUUUGUUACAUCAGUAUGUUUUUAAAAGUGAAGGGCAGUGCAAGUACCCGUAGAAGCAACGAUGCCACAAUAGCAAAACGCAUGUCAUUAUUAGUUUUCACAAAUUUUGCUUGUUGGGCACCAAUUGCUUUUUUUGGACUUACGGCAUCCGCUGGGGUGCCGCUUAUUGAUAUCACUAACUCAAAAAUUUUACUUGUGUUCUUUUAUCCGCUUAAUUCUUGUGCAAACCCAUUUCUAUAUGCGAUCCUAACUAAGCAGUUUAGGAAGGAUGUUUUCAUUUUAUUAGGGAAGUUUGGAAUUUGUGUUGAAAGGGCUAAUAUGUACCGUGGUACUAUGACAUCAAGAACUUUAUCUAACUCGCGUGGGCACAAAGACUCAACUUCACAUCGAAUACAUAGACGUUCUGAGUCGGUUCUAACACAUAUAAGCGGAACUAAUCAAAAUUCAAAGUACUGUGUAAAUGGUAUACCAAAAGUUCACCCAAGUCAUCGCGAGUCGUCAGAGGCCCAACCAUUUAUAGAAAGAAAGAGCCACAUUGAUCGGGCUGCCGAAUUUGCCAAUAAAGAACCGAUGCUGGCGGGAGAAGAUGUCAUUUUAGACUCAUGGGAUAACAGUGAGUCCAAUGAAAUGCAGAAACCACCUAAUCCGAGGUACAUCCGUAGCGUAAGCGAUUAUGUUUCAUUAAAUGCUAAGAAACUACCAGAUAAACAUCAUUCAAGAACAAGAGCUAGUAUAGACACAUUUUUCAGUAGCAGUACUGAUACAACAUAUGUCAGUGACAACUCACAUUCUCAAGACGACGUUUGGCAGAUACGGAAGGACUGCCUUGAACAGAGAAAUAUGGUGAAAGAUAAAGAUAUUGAAACAUCGGUGAUAGAUUCAAAAAAUUCGUAUCCUGUUUUUCCCGUGGACGAAGAUGUAAGUUUCUCUCAACAAAAUUGUUACACAGUGUCAGCUGAUUUAGAUGAAAGCGAUGCAUAUCAACGCGCUAUACGGGAAGAAACAGUCUCUAAAAACGGAGACAACAAAGUUUUAAUAAAAUCAUUAAGUAAACCUGUAAAUAGUACCUUUCAUGAACUUAGAUCUAGAUUUCGUCGAAGCCCUUCGCUGAGCAGCCUAGAUGAGACGAAUGAAAUGCGUUUGCUGGCAAAUACGCAGAUAGACAGAACUUGCGAUUACGAGGAAAAGAACACUGAAAUGAUGUCUGGCGAUGUAUAAGAGAUGGAUGGCAAACGAAAGACGACAGACAUAAUAAAAUGUAAAUACUUCUCGUGUUUAAGUCACAUUAUUUUGUGAAUGAGUGGUGAAUGAAUACAAACUGGCCAGAUGAAACCUACCAUGUGUAAUAGUCAUUGUAUCAAGUGAAUUUUAUACCGAUAAAAUGGUAUUUAACAUCGGGAACUACAAAGUUUUUAUAGAAACUGAUUCCAUAUAGUGUCACACUACAAAAAAAUGAUGUACAGAAAUAUAUCUGCUAUAAACAAGCUUGACAUUUACAUUUUCGAUUUUCUACGCAAGCAUCUUAAAUUUCCUUUAGACAUACACUCAGCAAAACCUAUAACGCCUUUUCAACAUUUCUUGCAAUAUCUCAUAUAUUACAAUUAAUAUAUUUAUAAAAUUUGUCGUAUGUUUAGAAGAAAAUGUUUUAGAUACAAAAAUGUAGUAAAAUGUCAACAGAAUUUGA
Molecule: messenger RNA, 4294 nt
Organism: Mercenaria mercenaria
Lineage: Eukaryota; Metazoa; Mollusca; Bivalvia; Venerida; Veneridae
Product: thyrotropin receptor-like
Exons: 9
Coding region: 673-3828 (1051 amino acids)
Biological process (GO): G protein-coupled receptor signaling pathway
Cellular component (GO): membrane
Molecular function (GO): G protein-coupled receptor activity; protein-hormone receptor activity
Source: RefSeq, a predicted model, not a curated record